UCUGACGAGCGAAACCUCGAUGGCAGCAGCCAAUGGAGCUUUGUUCAGUCUGACUACACUACUCGUGAGGAGUCUCAGGUCCAGAAGAAGAUGCAAGGACUCACCUAUGAUUCUUACGGCAAAGAAUCGUACGGUGAAGUCCUAGGCAACACCAACAAAGGAUCCUCUUACUGGGUUUCUCCUGAAGGCCAGAAAUUCAUCUUGACGGGGGUUGCUGAUGAUGCCGGAUUCCAGCCCAAGGGUGACCAUUUGCCAGUCGCUCCCGUCCACGUCUACGAGCUCCCAGUUGCUCCUGUUCACGAAUACGAACUUCCAGUUGCCCCUGCUCUCCCUUAUGCGCGCACCGGACUCGGCUAUUAAGAUAUAAGUAUUUCAUUAGUGAUAUCUGUGUGGUCCGA
This is a messenger RNA of Daphnia carinata, 398 nucleotides long. Its product is annotated as pupal cuticle protein Edg-78E-like. Lineage: Eukaryota; Metazoa; Arthropoda; Branchiopoda; Diplostraca; Daphniidae. The record is from RefSeq and is a predicted model, not a curated record. Bases 91 to 360 code for a protein of 89 amino acids. The transcript has 2 exons.